Molecule: messenger RNA, 2244 nt
Organism: Aspergillus clavatus NRRL 1
Lineage: Eukaryota; Fungi; Ascomycota; Eurotiomycetes; Eurotiales; Aspergillaceae
Product: putative signal transducer
Exons: 2
Coding region: 1-2244 (747 amino acids)
Biological process (GO): regulation of DNA-templated transcription; chromatin remodeling
Cellular component (GO): nucleus
Molecular function (GO): ATP-dependent H2AZ histone chaperone activity
Source: RefSeq, a predicted model, not a curated record
AUGGCGGACGACAAAGACACCCCUAUGGAGGAGGAGAUGGUAGUUGAGUCACUCAUCCAAGGACGCGCGAGACGGAGUACAGCAGGCCGUCUCAUGUCCACGCUGCUGAACGCAGAGGCAGACGACGAUCUCGCGCUCCUUUUCGAAGAAGUGGAUGACGACAAUGAAUUCUCCAUCGACGCCGCUGAGCAAGCUGGGGAGGACGAAGAUAUGGGACUGGAUUCAUCUUCCGACGAGGAAGACCAGGGACCGAGUGCCCGCGAGGACGACUACGAGGGGGAAAAGGAGAUUGAAAAGCAAGUCAAGGUCGACCGACAGAAACGCAGAGCCCGCGACGACCUACGGCUGAAGCUUGCCCGCAAGAAGGUCAAGAUCGAUCCCACCGCUGUCGCCGCGGUGCCGGCGCCCCGACCCAAGAAGAAAUCAGAGCGGAUCUCGUGGUUGCCUACGGUUGAGGAUGGGCCGACGCGGUCGUCCUCUCGUCGACAGACGAUGCAGAACAAAGAACUUACCCAUGCGCGACUCAAGGAUAGCGAAGAGAAGCGGAUCCGGUUGAUUGCGACCAUGGAAGAAGCAGCUAAACGGAAGGCCCUAUUGAAACCGAAGAAGAUGACACAGGCGGACCGUCUUGCAGAGGCCGAAAGAGUAGAGAGGCUGAACAGCAAGAGCCUCAGUCGCUGGGAAGAGAUGGAAAAGAGGAAGGCGGAGGAAAGAAGAGCCAAGAUCGAGGCACUACAGAACCGACGCCUCGAGGGGCCGGUCAUAUCUUACUGGAGCGGUGUUGCUACGUGGGUUGAUGGCCGUUUAACGCGUGUCGGAAAAGUUGACAUUACGCCAAAGCCAGAGAAGGAGGAGAUUCCGCGCAAGAAAAGCAAGAAGUCGGAGAAGGAAGCGAAACCUGCCACUGGGGAGACUGCGCAAGGCGGUUCUGCGGAGCGUGCUUCUUCACAGCCAAAGCCAGAUAACAAUGCCUCUGAGGUAAAAACUGGCGAAGACGGUGCGGCGGACAAAGCAGCUCCUUUGAAGCCUGAACAAAAUCUCGAGGCUUCCCAGAACCCAGGGACGAUACCGGACCCUUCGAGCACCGUCUCCAACAAUCCUCCGCCUUGUUCGGAGGCCGCGGCUACAGCAGAUGCGAAGCUCGAUCUAGCGACUCAGCCAUCAACAUCCGCACCUGACGAAGGAAAUAAAGAGAAGACUUCCGAAACGGAGCCACCAAAAAUAGAGACAGGACCGGCUAAAGAACCAAUCGAGCACAAACCUAUCGACGAAGCUCCAAAAGAAGAAGAAACAACAGCGGUCGGUUCAGAAACGCCGCGCGGUCCACCGAAUGCUCCGGCGCAAGCGACACCACAAGUACCGGAGGAGCCACCCGCGCCGAUAUCCGAACAGCCAAAGCCGGACGUGCCGCCAGCACCGCCCUCGGAUAAGGCUCCUGAGAGCACGGUUGCUGGAGUACCAACGAGCAAUCAACCUGUAUCUGCACCACCAGUGGCUCCUACGAUUGCUACUCUAACACCCACUGCUCAGGAUGUGACCGGCACACCGGCGCCAACGGACCAAAAACAGGAUGCACCAGUGGCAGCUCCCCACCCAGAGCAAGUGGCUCCCGAGAUACAUGUGGAUCAGCCGUCUGUUCCGAAUGAGGCAGCACCACAGCCGCAAAUCCCUGCUCCACCUCCGGUUGUUGAGCACACAGGACGAUUCCUAACGGUGCUCGAGAAUUUCGAUGAAGAGACGGCGCAGAGUCGCGAGUUUAGCAUUUAUUUCAAUGCCAAGAAGCCUCCUCGGCUAACUAAAAUAUCCUCGUCGCUCUGCGUCAUCACGUCUUUACCGUCGCGGUAUCGAGACCCCGAGACAUCGCUCCCUUUUGCGAACGCCUACGCGUAUCGCGAGAUCCGACGCACCGUCGCUCAAAAGUCGGCCUGGAGUCCCAUGCUUGGCUGCUAUGUUGGGCCUGCGGGAGUGGCCGCGCGUGGGGUCCCCGAGCGGUUUCUCGAUCCCCAGGCGCCAAGUGUCACCAAAGAAAGCGAGAAGAAAGAGGCCGGUAGCGGGGACGGUGACAAGAACACUGAAAACCAACCCCCUACUACUACUACUGCUACGGCAGAGAAACCCAAGGCCAGUGAGGCGAAGACGCCUGGGGGUGUUUCGAAUCCGUCUGCUCCAACUCCUCCUCCUCCUGCUACACCAGGUCCCGUGGCCGCAGGCGGCGGCGAGCCAAUGGACAUUGACAAACCAUGA